Molecule: messenger RNA, 2614 nt
Organism: Lepisosteus oculatus (spotted gar)
Lineage: Eukaryota; Metazoa; Chordata; Actinopteri; Semionotiformes; Lepisosteidae
Gene: efhd1
Product: EF-hand domain family, member D1
Molecular function (GO): calcium ion binding
Source: RefSeq, a predicted model, not a curated record
AUCGGCGCCAGUAAUUCCGGCUCCCCUCCAGGUUGUUGGGGUGUAAGGGGCGUGACGAUUUGGGAGCGAGUGGAAGCUGCGCCCCGCGCCGCCCCUCCCGAGUGGACCGGCUGCAGCCAGAGGCUCCGGGAUCGCUGCGCGCUGCUGGGAGAGACGGAGACGGCGAUCCGCAGCGACUCGGUGUGCAAUGGCCUCGCAGGAGCUGGCGACCAAACUGCAGCGCAGGUUAGUCGUGGGGCAACCCGCAGUCACGGGCUGUGGGAGUUUCACGGAUAACUCGGUGGGACCCUGGGCUGAUGAGCCGCAGGAGAAACCUGCGACGGCUAAUGCCAACUCGGAGCUGAGCGCGAAGCUCACCAGGAGACUAGACAUCAACGAGGGCAACACGGAGCCGAAGAUGUCCAAAAUAUUCAACCCGUACACCGAAUUUAAAGAGUUCAGCAGAAAACAGAUAAAGGACAUGGAGAAAAUGUUUAAACGGUAUGACUCUGGGAAAGACGGCUUUAUUGACCUGAUGGAGCUGAAGAUGAUGAUGGAGAAGCUGGGGGCACCUCAGACCCACCUGGGCCUGAAGAGCAUGAUCAAGGAGGUGGACGAGGACUUUGAUGGCAAGCUGAGUUUCCGAGAGUUCCUCCUGAUCUUCCAGAAGGCUGCGGCGGGGGAGCUGCAGGAGGAGAGCGGCCUGCUGGCGCUGGCGAGGCUCUCCGAGAUCGACGUCUCGGCGGAGGGCGUGCUGGGAGCGCGCGACUUCUUCGAAGCCAAGGUGCAGGCUCUGGCCGCCGGCAGCAGGUUUGAGGCCGAGCUCCGGGAGGAGAAGGAGGAGAAGAGGCGGCAGGAGGCGGAGAAGAAGCAGCGCCGCGCCGCCUUCAGAGAGCUGCAGUCCGCCUUCAGCCCCUGAGCCCCGGCCCCCCGGUUCUCCCGGCCCUGAAGCGUCGGACCGGUGGAGCAGUGUCUGCUGGUCGUUCUCGGGGCUGCCUUGAGAGGAGAAGCCACUUCCACUCUGAAAGACACCCCCUAGCUGCGGUGCUGCACACGCUGAGCUUGAGAGUAAAGAAACCCCUCUGUGCUUUUAAAGACUGAAUACACCGUUAACGUGGGUGUAAGAAAUUCAAUUUUUUCCCCUAUCUUAUUCUAAAUAUUUUGGUGAGCAUGGUGAAUUAGUAUAAACCAAAACUGUUAUUUCAGGGGUUCUUUAUUCCCAAAACGGAUGUGAAACUGUCAUACGGGUGACCUGAGACUCCAGUACUUAGAGAAGUAUUUUAAAAGCUUCACUGAACAAACUUGUGACAACAUUAACGUAUGGGAAUAAGGUAAAAUCUUUUAUACGUUAGCACAGUGUAAGCAAGGAAAUGAUCACUUCAAAUCUCUUUCUUAACAUUACAUAAAGCAGGCUUUGUAGUUGUGAAAAUACUGGUUAGUUGUAGCCUAAUCUAGUCUAAUGUUUUAUUCCUUUAUAUUUAUCGGACUAACACUGAUGGUGAGACAUUCAGUCAUGGUUAUAAAAAAGGGACCGAUCUCUAAAGCAGAGGAGUAGUGUUCUGGCAUUGAGCCCUCGUGAUUCUAGCAGUGCUCAGCUCGCAUGCUAUAUCUGAACUAAAAUAUGCAAAAUCUGGGGGAUAAAAUGUUUUAGUAAAAAGUUCAAGCUGAUUAAGUAUUGGUUAUGUACAUUUUCUUGUCAGACCAGUAGCAUGGUAAGUUGCUGGAGAUAUUUGGGGAAGCCUGGGUUAGUGAAGGGGAGUUGUCAGUGUGGGUGUGCUCAUGGUCAGGCUACUGGAGAGGUUUACUGUUUCUCCCAUAGCUGGUGGGGUAAUGAAGGGGUUUUGCUUAAACCAGUGGAGAGUAAAUGAUCCUCAACUUUUCAUCAAGCUGCCUUUCUGCUUCUGGUUCGAACUGACGCAUCCAGCUGACCAUGAGUGACCAUGUCUCUCUUCUAUAAAAUUAACAGGAUGUAUUACAUCCGCUGACUUUUAAAACAUGGGUUUCUACUCAUCUCUGUUGUACAUUAUUUCAAGGAAAUCAUUUUAGAAUUCUCCUGUGUAAAGACAGCCAUCCCAAAGCUCUAUAAAAUAAACUGUAUAAAUGAAAUGAUAUUUAAUAAUGGGGAAAAUGCCGUACGUUGCUCCAAAAAGAUUUGUUCAGCUUGAACAGACUAAACCUCCAAUUUAACAAAAUCCAUCUGCCCUUAUUUUAUGAAAAUGAGUUGUCAUGACACUGGUUAAAAGGAAAAUUUGGAAACCUCUGAAUCUUACAGAAAUGUUUGAAAGGAACUGUUACAAACGCAAAACAUCUUGCACAGCCCUAGUUAACAAUCCAGCAUUUGUGGGCUAAAGUGUAGAUAGUCUUAUCUGAGAGACCAGAUGGGUCUUUUAACACUUGUCUUCUUCAGUUUUCUUUGCUGUUUUGGAGGAUGUGAUCCCAGCUGAGGACUUAUUAUUAAGAAUAUUUUAAGCUUUUAUUAUAGUAGAUGUAAUAUUUAUGAUAUUAUAAUGUUUGACUCAAUAAUCACACUGGGUGUUUCUCAUGUUUAAUUAAUGACCAAGAAGUACUUAUUUUUUAAUGUUUGUGUAAUAAAGCUGAAAAAAAUAAAUUAGACAAUUGUAUUUUUCUGAAAUAA